GAAGGUGCCAGGUGCCGCGCGAUCGCGUCAAAGCCUUAAUUGCCUGGCGUCUCGCGGACAGCUCCAGCUAUCCAUCCUUCACCUUCACCCCAUCUGCGGCGACUUAUCGCCCCGUUUUGUCAUUCGACGCUUUUUUCUGGCUUUCGGAGUUCUUCUUCUUUUGUGGUAUUGUAUUCGCAACCGUUUUUGCUCGUAAUCGGUUUGGGUUUCUGUUUGAUCUCGAUGCCGCAGCUGCCCUCCCCGCCAAGGUGACGAUCCGCUGGUCUCCGGACGCAGUUCAGCCUGCCUCCAUUCUAGGCUAGCCAGCUGGACAGAAUGUCAUCGCCCGCUGUCUUGUCCAGUCUCUUAAGCUGUCUGCCGCCGAGACCGCCGACUCCCCCGCGCGAAGCGGAUCAUGAUGCUACAGCCCCAGUCAAACCCACGCUGGGCUCCGGCGACUCCCGAUUGAGCCUGCACACACCACCCGGCUUCCAGUCCCCCGCGUCUUCCUCCGCGACAGACUCUGCCUCACGCCGGAUACGGAAAAAGGUCGGCUUCUCGGUGCAGGCCGAGUACAAGGAUCCGCCUGUGUACACCGACGGCGUGACCCAGCAUCCGACUCCCGUCUCCCUGCCUCGGAGCGCGUCGAAGCCCGUCAAGUCCAUUCUCAAGGCCACCAACCAAGUGCCGAACCUCCUCGAACCGGCGACUGCGAACGAUUGUGAUCCCUCGGAUUUCCAAUUGAACUUGGGCGCCAUGUUGGAAUCAACGGUUCAGCAACUCGCUGGGGGCGACCGCGAGUCUAAGCUCGACGCCUAUUUGAUGCUGACACGAGCAUGGAAGGCGUCCAACAAUCUGCCUGAUCGGGUCGCUCUACAAGAGAAGAUGGGUCUGUUUACUCAGUUCAUGCAACGGGAUGUGGUGGCAAGAACGUCCGAAGGCAAUCUCGAUACCUCCCUCGUCAACCAUGCCCUCAACCUGCUCAACACCUUCCUGCACUUUCCCGCAAUCGCCUCGACCAUUUCCAACGACUUCGGCGUGUUCAUCAUCGACCACUGCAUCCGCUCCUUCGAGGACGUGUCCACCCCCAAGGACACGGCCCGCCGCCUUAUGCAGGUCAUCUCUCUCCAGAACUUCUCGCCCAAAGUCAUGUCCUCCGACAGAGUGGCGAGAUUGGUGUCGUCGUUGCACAACAUUGAGGAGCAUUUGAAGGGGAAGAGCAUAGUCUUGUCUAGGAUUUUCGUCUACCGGAAACUUGUCCAGCAGUCUAGGCAGCCCAUGAUCGCCCACUCGGACUGGUUACUCGACUUGUUCACGGAUAUGCUCAGCAACCUGCGGGACAUCCGAUCAGCGGCCAUCUCCUUGGGCUUAGAAGCGGCUUUUAGUAUUGGUCACGAAAAACAACUCUCUCGGAAGGUCAUGGAAAUCCUCAACCUGGCGUACGAGGACCGGCGCUAUAUCCAGUACUACGAGGAGAGGCUCAGGGCCAUGGCCAAGGACAAGCACGAGUCGGCAGUCGUCCCCGAGAUCUGGAGCGUGGUCAUCCUCCUCCUGCGUGUCCGUCUUGACAAGUGGGAGUACGCGGGUCCAUGGCUACACAUCAUCCAGAACUGUUUCAACAGCGUCGACUUCCCGACAAAGAUUGCCGCCAACCGUGCUUGGGGUCGGCUCACCUACCUCAUGCACCUCGAAGAGCCCGUGUCGCCGAAGGAUCUGGCGACCUUGACGAGGCCCUUCAUCAGCCAGCUCCGACGGAAAAGUUCGGGGAAGCCUUUAGAAGAGGAGUUGCGGCAGGCGGUUCUGGGUGGCAUAUGCAACCUGUUUUACUACGCCUUCAAGCCCAACACAAACUCGACACUUCUGGAAACCUACUGGGACACCAGUGUCAAGCCGGUCCUCUCAAAGCUGCUCGACCGAACCGCGGAGUCUGCCGAGGAUAACCGUCACCAGGCCACCGCCAUUCUCACCGGUCUCUUUGACUGUCUGACACCGCGCAGGUGGAGAGUUGACCACAUCGUGGAAACUGCGCUCGUGAAGCCCGCAGAGCUCCCGGCCAUUGAUCCCAAAUGGAUCAGGCGCAACGCCGGUAGAGUUUUCGCCGCGAUCGAGCCCAUUCUCGAGCAGGACUUCCUUGCGAUGGCCAGAACUGACACCACCACUUUCGCUCUCUGGCGGACUCUGGUUUCCGCCGUCGCCUCCGCGGCGGCUAAAGAAAUCAAAGUCUCCAAGGACACUGCGCUUUUCGUAACAGAAGCCCUCAAUCUUUUGCAAAGAAUUUGGGAGCGGGGUUUGCCGAACCAGGAUGGCGCCGAGCCCAGUGUGUUGGAAUUCCUCCUCGCUGUGCAGGCAUAUCUGAAAGCAAUGAUCAGCUCCCUGGGCCUGCCUCCGUUCACGGAGAAAAGCGGCAAGCAUCAGGCUCCAGCGAAGGCGCCACUUCACACCCUCUUUUCGAUGUUGUCGACGCUUCCCCCAGGCGUUCCGGACGACAAGGAGUUUGCCGAGUUUUUCGGCUUGGUCUUCGCCCCCUUUUUCACUUCCAAGGGGGACCGGGCGAGAAUGGACCUGGCCCAGGACUUGCUGUCAGGCAUUCCGAUGGACAUUCCUCUGCCGUACGGUACUUGGUUGCUGGUGGCUGAGAAUAUCCUGUGCUGGCUUGAGCCUAUCCAGAACAGCCACCACUCGAGCGGCUCUGGAGGGGAGACCCCGGUUGGGCACGAUUAUCGCGACAUUGUCAAGGUCCUCGAACGCGGCAUCAGAUCGACGCCGAAUCUUCCGCCAAAGCACUGGGAGUCCCUGUUUUUUGCUGCGUUCAAGCGGGCGCGUGAGGAAACUGGGGACGCGGGAGUGGCCAUGGUCAUGAUCGAGCCGCUGGCGAAGGUUCUUGUUGACCAGCCGGCCACCGGAGGGACCAAUGACAAGCAGCUCAACCGCGCCCGGUAUGUAACUGAACUGAUCGCUAUCGCAACGCAGCCACGCGAAAGACAAGCCGUGGAUGCUGCCCGAAAACAUCUAUGGGGCACAGUCUUCGCUGGUUCUCGUUCCUCAUCCUUCGAUACUUUCGACAGCCUCUACAAGGUUGUUAACGAGGUUUUGGAGGAUUUGUACACCAACUUCGGCCCCACCAACGCGGAACAGAGCGCCCGGCUUCUGAGGGAGCUUGGUGGCUUCUUCGACAGGUGCAACCGCCAGCUGUUCCUCAAGGCGAUGGCUGCUCUUCAAGACGGGUUUCUUCCCUGGUUUCAGGACAGCCAACGACUGCUUGGCAGCCAGUCUAGUGCCGUUCUUGCUUCGACCAAAUCACUGUGGGACAAGCUCUCCCACUUGAUUAGCGAGGUCGAACACCCCGAGCGGCACCUGCAGUGCCUUGGGCCGUUCUUCCGCGCCUCCUUUGCGUCCUGCCAUCGAGCGAUCGUCAACGCGAGCAUCUCCUUGUGGAAUAGACUCUUUGAGAACGUCGGGCAUAUUGACUACCCCGAGGAUCUCAAGGCCGCCCUCGUGCAACUGCAGCUUCAUGCCGACAUCAUCCUACCAGGGCUCGAAACCUCGAGUGUCGAGUGCGCUGGGCAGCAGCAGUCCUUCGUUGACUCUGAUGAUGAUUUCAGCUUGCCGAGGUAUCCCUCAACGCGAUCCAGCAGCCGAAGAGGGACCCCCCGUCCAGAUUCUUCUCGGUCCAAGUCGCCCAAGCCACCAGCCUCGCUCAAGCUUGCCAUGAAGCCGACCAGCGCCUCUCCGCAACGAAUCCCAGUGUCGAGGAACCGACAGAACACGCCUCGUCGAUUCAGACAUGACGACUCGCAACUCCAUUUUGCAGCGAUCGAGCCUUCGUCCGUCUUCGGUAACCCUGUCGAGUCUCAGGUCUUGACGGAGCGGCAACAAGAGGUUCGUGAACGGCAACGGCAGAAUGCCGCCCUCUUCCCCGCAAUGCGGUCCAGCCCAGGCGUCACGCCGAAAGAAGCCGACUGGCAAAUGAUGCGCCUGAGUGGUUCUCGGAUGCGGCAAGCCACGACCCCCGAGCCCGAGAAAGCAUUUGACGACUACGUCUCAUCAACACCAACCCCUCGGCGUGGUCAAGCAUUGGUCAUGCCGGAGCAUGAUUUGACUGAUCCCCCUUCGUCGCCGCCGGAGCUCAGAGGGAACCCCCUGGCAGCAGAGAUAAGAUCCCGGUCUGCCAGCCACAGCCUACUCGAGGAGUGGCAGUUUUCUUCCUCCCCAGUUUCGGGGUCACCAAAUGCGAAUCGGCACGCCGUCAUUCCCGACCCAUCGAGCCAACGUGGCUAUGUCAGCGUUGUGUCAUUGCCCGAAGUCGUUGAUGCUACCGAUUCCCCCGAAAAUGCAACCGGGGUAUACGACGGAGCAGAACCAGAGUCACCUGCGGACGAGAUAGUCGAGGAUAGCAUGGUCCUCGAUCCCUUGAAUGGGGUUGCAGUUCCGGAACCAUCCGGCAACUCGGCGGAAGAGGACCCUUCUACUCCACGACGGUCCGCCCGGCUCUCACAGUCUCGGGCUCCUCGGGAGACGCCGACGCCCAAGUCUGACGGUGAGGUGUUCGUGGACGCGCCAUCCAGUCCCCUUCCACCGACGCCAAGACGGCCAGAGAGAGCCAGCAAUGGGGCGGAAGCACCGGACGCCAACCGAAUCCCGGUGGUUCCUACAGGCGACACCUCGUUUGACCUUAGCGACAUCGAUGACACAAGCUUUCUCAAACUGGUGGUUGAGCUGGACUCGGGCAAAUCUGACCGCUCAGACUACCACCGAACCUCUCCGUCGGUAUCCCCUGAUGGUAAGGGGCGGGAUUCGCCGAUCGCCGACUGCAUUGUUGUUGGGGACAGUCCGGAAAAGGCUGAGUUGCCUGCACUUUCAAGAAGCACUCGAGGCUGUUCGACAAGAUCGCCGAGCAUUUUGCCAGAGAAUGUUGCGAGCUCGCAAUCGAAGUCGCGCGUGGGGCGUCGGAAGAGAAAGAGGGCGUCAUCAAAGUCGUCUGAGAAUAGCCCGAAAAGGCAUCGACAUGAGCAUGGGUCGGUAGCUGGGUCGGUGAAGGCGUCAGACAUUGAACCAACGCCAACACAGAACAGCGACGUUGAAGUCCAUGGGUCUGGGGAGGCACCGGAAGUCAUCUUAGGGUGUGCUGAAGCGGAUAGCAUCGUUCACGAGGAACGAAUUCCCAGCUCAUCAGCCGAACAUGAAAGUUCGGGAAGCGCGAGCGAUGGCGACAGCUGGCAAGGCUUUACAGUCUCUGAUACCAGAGACGCUAUGGAAGUCGAAGCAGACGAUCAGGACGUGCAGUGCCAAAUUGCGCUCGAAUUCAGUCACAGUCAACACCAGGAGGAAGACAGCACGCCGGCGUCUGCGGAGGACUGCCCGAAGCCAGCCUCAGCCGAGCAACCGAUGCACGCUAGCGUGCAACAGCCUCUCACCGAAGAAGAGGAAGUCCAAAAUAUGAUCCCUACAACAAACACGACGGGCUCUGUGGCGAUGGUGGACCAAGCAGAGACGGCCGCGCCAAAGCCGGUGGAAAAGAUCAUGAACUUGUUUCGGAGCGGGUUGGACGAGCUGCGGACGGCGCGGCUGUCCCGACAAGAGGUUUAUCAGAUUGAGGAUAUGUUCAUGGAUAUGAAGAGAGAACUGUACGAAGCAGAGAGACGGGGGCGAGCAUAACGUUCAGGUAAUUUGUUUCUGCAUACUUAGUGGCGUAUAUAGGCGUGGUGUAUGGUUUAACGUUGCAUGGCAUGGGUCACUGGGUGUCUGGAUGUCUGGUUGUUGGGUAUUGUUCAAAAAAACAUCGACAUGGCCAAGCGAGGCUACAGGAACAUCAAGUCCAAUAGAGAUCACCGCACAAUAAAGUGCGGCAGCUUCAGGUUACCAACCAGGAAUUGAGGAUGGUGCCUUCCUUGAUUCCAUAUGUACUUCCAACUAAGUUGAUUCGACGUCAUCAUCAAGGGAGCUUGGGCUCACCUGAAGUGUGCGGUGACCGCAGCAAGACGGUGGCGGCGUUUCAGGUUCUGCAUCUGACUGCGUCUGACUGCGUCCGACCGCAUCAAACCAAC
Messenger RNA from Thermothielavioides terrestris NRRL 8126, 6023 nucleotides. RefSeq lists its product as uncharacterized. Gene Ontology annotation, cellular component: nucleus. The record is from RefSeq and is a predicted model, not a curated record. The transcript is spliced from 2 exons. Bases 316 to 5634 code for a protein of 1772 amino acids. NCBI's taxonomy places the organism in Eukaryota, Fungi, Ascomycota, Sordariomycetes, Sordariales, Chaetomiaceae. Gene Ontology annotation, biological process: telomere maintenance.